Molecule: messenger RNA, 827 nt
Organism: Orbicella faveolata
Lineage: Eukaryota; Metazoa; Cnidaria; Anthozoa; Scleractinia; Merulinidae
Product: signal peptidase complex subunit 2-like
Biological process (GO): protein targeting to ER
Cellular component (GO): membrane; signal peptidase complex
Source: RefSeq, a predicted model, not a curated record
CACGGCCAAGUUAUUGAUGACUGUACGGUCGACUGUACAAAAGAAACAUCAUGGCGUCUAGCGGGUUAAAGAAAAAGAGUGGAAAAGCUGGACUUUUGGAUAAGUGGGCCAUCGGUUCUGAUCAGCCAGUCAAGAUAGACAAGUGGGACUGCAAUGCGGUAAAAAAUGCCCUUGAUGAUGCAGCGAAGAAGGUACUGAGUGAGGGCUUUGGCUAUGUGGAAGACUUCAAAGUUACUGAUAUUCGCUUGGCUAUCUGUACUUUAUCUUGCUGCUUUGCCCUCGCUGCCUUGAUAUAUGAUUACCUUUACCCUUUUCCAGUUUCACGGCCUGUCCUUAUCACAUGUGUACUGUCAUACUUUGCUUUAAUGACUGUCUUGACAAUCUUUACAACCUUUGUUGAGAAAAAUUACAUCAUGUUUGCUGUGCAGAAGGAUGAAGCAGGAGUGGGUCCCAACAAUUACUGGAGUUUGCAUUCUACACUGAAGCGCUAUGAUCAAUAUUACACCUUGACAAUCAUUUAUAAAGAUGGUGUCACUAAGAAGGAAAGAGAGCAGAGUAUGAAAAAGUCUGUGGCUUCAUGGUUUGAUGAAGAUGGUACACUGUUAUUUGACAUCCUUGAAAGAGAUGUCCGUGAACUUCACAAUGGAAUUGCAUCUGAGAAAAAGGACAAGUGAUGUUAAGGACCCAGCUGCAAGAGCAGAAGUGUUAAUAGUGAUGUGUGGAAUCUUCUUAAAAUAAAUAUUGACAACUUGAUGACAAGAUAUGCCCUCACUUUCAGACUGUAGGCUUCAAAAUGGAGCAGUUGUAAUAAAAGUCAAAUACUGAUA